AGAGCUAUUUUCCAAUGAAAAUCCGAGCUCUGUGCAAGUUCUGUGACCUGGAGCCCACCAGCUGCAUGGGAAAGGGAACGUGCGAGGUGGAAUGCAACAAGACGGCCAUCUGUGAGCAUGACGACGACGUGUGCGUCACUAUUUGGAGGAAGAAAGACGACAACGUCACCAUGGAGACGUUGUGCCACAACCCCGCUCAUCAGCUCUACGGCCUGACUCUGCAGGAUUACAAAAACGGUCAAUGCGAGAUGACGCCGAUUUCCGGCAGGAACUCCGACUUCUUCAUCUGUUCCUGCUCGGGGGAGGAGUGCAACCUGAAGGUCUUUUUCCCCUCGAAUGUAUCUCCAGAGGUGGUGGCUGUGGUUCUGGUCAGCCUGCUGCCUCUUCUGUUCAUGGCCAUCGUUUUCGUCGCCUCCUUCUACUGUUACCGCGUCUUCCGCCAGCACCAAGCGCACCUCCGGUGCAAGAAGUGUCCCCCCCUGGACUGCAGCGACGCCCGCGCCAUCAUGAUCGACGACGAGGGUUCGGACAGCAGCUCCACGCUGGCCAACAACAUCAACCACAACACGGAGCUGCUGCCCAUCGAGCUGGACGUCCUGGUCGGGAAGGGCCGCUUCGCUGAGGUCUACAAGGCCAAGCUGAAGCAGGGCUCGUCGGUGCGGGAGGAGCAAGGUUUCGAGACGGUCGCCAUCAAGAUCUUCCCGUACGACGAGUACGCCUCCUGGAAGAACGAGAAGGAGGUUUUCUCGGAUGCGGAUCUGAGGCAUGAAAACGUGCUGCACUUCCUGACGGCGGAGGAAAGGAAAGUGCAGAGACAGUACUGGCUCAUCACGGCUUACCUGCCGCUCGGAAACCUCCAGGAGUACCUGGUCCAUCACGUCAUCAGCUGGCACGACCUUCUGGUGAUGGGGAGCUCGCUGUCCUGGGGAGUGGCUCACCUGCACAGCGACCAGACGACCUGCGGCCGGCCCAAGGUGCCCAUCGCCCACAGAGACAUUAAGAGCUCCAACGUCCUGCUGAAAAAGGACUUGAGCUGCUGCGUCUGCGACUUCGGCCUCGCUCUACGGCUGGACCACUCGCUGUCCGUGGACGAGCUGGCCAACAGCGGACAGGUGGGGACGGCCCGGUACAUGGCCCCCGAGGUGCUGGAGUCCAGAAUCAACCUGGAGAACAUCGAGUCCUUCAAACAAGCCGAUGUUUACUCCAUGGCUCUGGUUCUGUGGGAGAUCAUCUCCAGAUGCAGCGCCAUCGGAGGGCAUCCAGACGGUGUGCGCCUCCAUAGAGGAGUGCUGGGACCACGACCCGGAGGCCCGGCUCACGGCGCACUGCGUGGCGGAGCGCUUCAACGACAUCGAGUACCUGGACAAGCUGUCCGAGUGCUCCGACACCGAGGUGAAGAUCCCAGAGGACGAGAAGUGAAGCAGCGCCCCCGUGGGGCGGCCUGAGGCAUUACAACCAAGCCGCUGGGAACGGCAGGAAUUCCAGUGGGCGGUGGGGCGGACACAGGAGCAAACUGGAAGCUGAGGAGCUCCUCCUACUGGAGCGUGGAGGAUCAGGACAGACUCUCAAAGGGAAAUCAUGUUAUAAAGCUUUUUAACCAAAUACUAUUUGCACUUUAAGAGUAUAUAUGCACACCAGUUUCUGUAUAUCCAUCAUCUUCUGUUUCAGCAGCAUGUUUCAGGUUUUUGAAAAAAGCUUCUUUAUUUGGAUGCAAAAAGGGAGCCGAGCAUCAAACGCCUUCAGAGAGAAUAAGAAUAUACUAACAUCAAGCUCGUGACCUUUGACCUACACCAGGAGUGUCAAACUCAAUCGGACUGGAAGCUAAAAUCCAAAACAAACCUUAAGUCACGGGCUGAACAGGAUUAAAGACUACAUUCUGAAAACUUUAAAAGUUAUGAACUAAAUAUACAGCAUU
Molecule: messenger RNA, 1915 nt
Organism: Oryzias melastigma (Indian medaka)
Lineage: Eukaryota; Metazoa; Chordata; Actinopteri; Beloniformes; Adrianichthyidae
Gene: tgfbr2b
Product: transforming growth factor beta receptor 2b
Biological process (GO): transforming growth factor beta receptor signaling pathway; heart development; cellular response to growth factor stimulus
Cellular component (GO): plasma membrane; signaling receptor complex
Molecular function (GO): SMAD binding; activin binding; transforming growth factor beta receptor activity, type II
Source: RefSeq, a predicted model, not a curated record